Aricia agestis (brown argus) is the source of this 2835-nucleotide messenger RNA. RefSeq lists its product as uncharacterized. Lineage: Eukaryota; Metazoa; Arthropoda; Insecta; Lepidoptera; Lycaenidae. The transcript has 6 exons. The record is from RefSeq and is a predicted model, not a curated record. The coding region runs from base 1 to 2835 and encodes 944 amino acids.
AUGCGCAACAUGUUCCCGCGCAUCGCGACAUACGAAGAAGAACGGCCUAUGCAAGCCCCCCAUGUGGGGCCUCUGUUCGGCCCGAGGGGCUUGCCCGCACUCUCGGAGAAGACGCGCCGUAAGAGGCGCUCUGACGACGACGUGACACCGCCCCUCAGCAAAGGGGCCGUGCCAAAAGCCAAGAGAGGACGCGGCCGCCCGCCAACGACUGGACAAUAUGUCGGUCUGGCGAAGGCGCAGGCCGACCUGAAUAGAGAGAAGGAGGAGGCCCUUCGACUUCAGGCGGAGGAAGAGGUUGCCGAGGCGGCCAGGGCGGCGCGAGAGACGCGCUCUUCGCUCCUCGCGAGCCCCGCCCCCAUGGAAGAAGACAGGCCAGAGCAGACCAUCCACGCUCUGGCCCAAUGUGUUGAGACUUCGCUGGGAACGAUCUCCAUGGUCGCAGCGAAGUCGAACAACCUGAAGGGGACAUUCCAACGUCUUCUGAAGGAGGCGGUCAGUGACAUACGCACUACCGUCGCCGCUAUGAAGAACCGCGGAGCGACGGAAGAGAUACGAGCCCUCGAAGCUCAGAAUGCGCGGCUCCAACAAGAAGUGGAGUCUAUGCGCAAGGAGUUAGAGGCGCUGCGUCAAAAAGUGUCAAAGCCGGCCGAGCAGGACAUGCGCCAGCUGUUGUCUGAGGUCUCUCGUUCUAACGUAGAGACCUUCAGCAAUAUGCUGAACGCUCGGCUGGCCGGACUGGAGAGUCGGCUCCUCCCAGAGCCUCGACUGCGACCUCCGCUCGCGGCGGACAGAGCCCGGAGUGUUACCCCGGCCACCGUCGAAAGUGUAGAGGCAAUACCGGAGCAGACGCCGGGGACCCCGAAGCCAAAAGCCAAGGGGAAACCGGCCCAAAAGAAGACGCGGCAGCCCGUCGCCACAGAGGCCCCACAAGAGGCCCCUGCCGCGCCCGAGGCGCCCAAGGCCAAAAAGGGCCGAAAGAAGAAAAAGCGGCCGUCAAUGGCUGCUCAGGAGGCGACACAAGGGGGAGCGAAUACCAGCUCCCCUCGUACUGAGGCCCCGUGGACCACGGCGCUUGAGACGGCCCGGCGGGCGGUGAACAUCGCGGAGUUCGAUAUUCCGCAAGUCCGCUUCCGCCGGGCCCGAACUGGAGGGCGCCUCCUCACUAUCGCCGGCGAGGGCGCAGAGAAGAAGGCGGACGCCUUUGCCGCGAGGCUGAGGACCGUCCUGCCUCAGGAAGUGAAAGUCGGGCGGCCAGCUGCUUGCGCGGAGAUGCGCAUCGCCGGCCUUGACGACUCUGUGACGGCCGCCGAAAUCAUGGAAGCGGUCGCACUUGAAGGAGAGUGCCUGGCCGGCGAUGUCCGGACGCGCCGUAAGAGGCGCUCUGACGACGACGUGACACCGCCCCUCAGCAAAGGGGCCGUGCCAAAAGCCAAGAGAGGACGCGGCCGCCCGCCAACGACUGGACAAUAUGUCGGUCUGGCGAAGGCGCAGGCCGACCUGAAUAGAGAGAAGGAGGAGGCCCUUCGACUCCAGGCGGAGGAAGAGGUUGCCGAGGCGGCCAGGGCGGCGCGAGAGACGCGCUCUUCGCUCCUCGCGAGCCCCGCCCCCAUGGAAGAAGACAGGCCAGAGCAGACCAUCCACGCUCUGGCCCAAUGUGUUGAGACUUCGCUGGGAACGAUCUCCAUGGUCGCAGCGAAGUCGAACAACCUGAAGGGGACAUUCCAACGUCUUCUGAAGGAGGCGGUCAGUGACAUACGCACUACCGUCGCCGCUAUGAAGAACCGCGGAGCGACGGAAGAGAUACGAGCCCUCGAAGCUCAGAAUGCGCGGCUCCAACAAGAAGUGGAGUCUAUGCGCAAGGAGUUAGAGGCGCUGCGUCAAAAAGUGUCAAAGCCGGCCGAGCAGGACAUGCGCCAGCUGUUGUCUGAGGUCUCUCGUUCUAACGUAGAGACCUUCAGCAAUAUGCUGAACGCUCGGCUGGCCGGACUGGAGAGUCGGCUCCUCCCAGAGCCUCGACUGCGACCUCCGCUCGCGGCGGACAGAGCCCGGAGUGUUACCCCGGCCACCGUCGAAAGUGUAGAGGCAAUACCGGAGCAGACGCCGGGGACCCCGAAGCCAAAAGCCAAGGGGAAACCGGCCCAAAAGAAGACGCGGCAGCCCGUCGCCACAGAGGCCCCACAAGAGGCCCCUGCCGCGCCCGAGGCGCCCAAGGCCAAAAAGGGCCGAAAGAAGAAAAAGCGGCCGUCAAUGGCUGCUCAGGAGGCGACACAAGGGGGAGCGAAUACCAGCUCCCCUCGUACUGAGGCCCCGUGGACCACGGCGCUUGAGACGGCCCGGCGGGCGGUGAACAUCGCGGAGUUCGAUAUUCCGCAAGUCCGCUUCCGCCGGGCCCGAACUGGAGGGCGCCUCCUCACUAUCGCCGGCGAGGGCGCAGAGAAGAAGGCGGACGCCUUUGCCGCGAGGCUGAGGACCGUCCUGCCUCAGGAAGUGAAAGUCGGGCGGCCAGCUGCUUGCGCGGAGAUGCGCAUCGCCGGCCUUGACGACUCUGUGACGGCCGCCGAAAUCAUGGAAGCGGUCGCACUUGAAGGAGAGUGCCUGGCCGGCGAUGUCCGGCCGGGGCACAAGGCGGCGGAGUGCGGGGCAGCGGAGCCGAACUGCUCCCUGUGCGAGGCCGCUGGCAGAGUUGAAAGGGGGCACGAGCUGGGCAGAUGUCCAUCUGCCAAAAAGCCGGCCCCCGGAGAAGACAAGGCGCCGACCAAAAAAGCCCGACAGAAGUCGAGGCCAAGGGGCGCGCGGGCCCCGCUCGCUCCCGCCCGAAUGGAGACGGACGCCUAG